CCAUGAGGAAUUAUUCGCGCAGAGGACGCUGCGAAAGGUUCGGCCUGGAAAACUAGAACAGUUUUCAACCGAUCUAUGUCUGAUCGCUCAUGGCAUCCGGUAAGACUUGGUAGUCGCAAAAAACAUAUGAGUUGACAUGAUCAUGAUCUGCAGUUCUGCUUGCUUAGUGGACACGUUCGCAGUGCAGGACCCCGUUAGCUUGUUUUCCCAUGUGCUGGGUGGCUUGCGGUCGAAGAGUGCAACUUUUGCUGACGUUGUCCAUUGGUACGAUCCUUCGUCACUUCAGUCGUUCAUCGUAAACUCUCGCAUACUGCGAGCCUUCGCUCGAACAUUGUUGGAGGACAAUGCGGCGGUCACAUACGUUCUCCUUGAUACGUUCCCUACACUGCUGAAUAGCACGCCAACGACAGUGCUGAACAUUAUAUGCGCCAUGAAUGCAGACAUGCUAGAAUCUCAAGCCAAUGUCUCAUUUUCCUUCGUCGAUGGUUUGACACAGGACAAUCUUGUUCCUCUGGCUGCAACUUUGAUCGGUUAUCCAGUCGCAUAUGUUCCUAUCUCGGCUAAUCAGACAUCAUUCCUGAGCGGACAACCUUUGGACGUUUAUGAAGCAAUGGUUGUCCCAGCGACGUCAUGUACAUCUUCCUCACCAAGCUCUAAUCAGUCGCAUACUCUACUCAAGUUCUCCUGCCCGUGUCUACUUGCAGAGACGAACCCUGAGUUAUUUCCGGAACGCGUUACAAAACGCCUCCAAUCACAGUUUCGACAAAGCCUUUCUUCCAUUGGGUCAUCGCUCUUGGUUCAUCAUCACGUAGAGGUUAUGGACCGUGUCGCGCUUUAAAUAUCUCUCCAAAGAUGAUGAUGCAAAGAUAUGUAAUCCAAAUUAAUCGACAUCAACAUUGACAAUCUUGAUGUCUUCAAAUGGCUUGUCCAUCUUAUUCGUCUUCACGUUUUCGAUAUUAUGAAUGACCUCCAAUCCAGAGAUAGCGCGACCAAA
Suillus plorans is the source of this 994-nucleotide messenger RNA. RefSeq lists its product as uncharacterized. The record is from RefSeq and is a predicted model, not a curated record. NCBI's taxonomy places the organism in Eukaryota, Fungi, Basidiomycota, Agaricomycetes, Boletales, Suillaceae. Bases 137 to 838 code for a protein of 233 amino acids. The transcript has 3 exons.